AUGUACUCAGGAGUGUUCACACAGAUCUUGAAAGAGGAGAGAGGACUGUAUCAGAACAAAGUGUUCUGUUUCAUCCAUCUGAGUGUUCAGGAGUUUCUGGCUGCUCUUUAUGUCAACCUAACCUUCAUUAACUCUGGCAUCAACCUGGUAGAAGACAAACAAACAGCAUCCAAGUGGUCUAAAUUAUUUAGGAAGAAAAAUAAUUCAAAAUAUCUCCACAGGAGUGCUGUGGAUAAGGCCUUAGAGAGUCCAAAUGGGCACCUGGACCUCUUCCUUCGCUUCCUCCUGGGUCUUUCCGUGCAGGCCAAUAAAUCUCUCCUACGAGACCUUCUGACAUGGACGGGAUGUUGCUCACGGAACAAUCAGAAAACAGUCAAGUAUAUCAAGAAGAAGAUCAAAAACAAUCUGUCCUUAGAAAAAAGCAUCAAUCUGUUCCACUGCCUGAAUGAACUGAAUGAUUGUUCUCUAAUUGAGGAGAUCCAACAGUCCCUGAGAUCAGGAAAUCUCUCCACAGAUAAACUGUCUCCUUCUCAGUGGUCAGCUCUGGUCUUCAUCUUACUGUCAUCAGAAAAAGAUUUGGAUGUGUUUGACCUGAAGAAAUACUCUGCUUCAGAGGAGACUCUUCUGAGGCUGCUGCCAGUGGUCAAAGCCUCGAACAAAGCUCUACUAAGUAGCUGUAACCUCUCAGAGAGAAGCUGCAAAGCUCUGUCCUCAGUUCUCAGCUCCCAGUCUUGUAAUCUGAGAGAAGUGGACCUGAGCAACAACAACUUGCAGGAUUCAGGAGUUAAGCUUCUGUGUGGUGGAAUGAAGAGUCCUCACGUUAAGCUGGAAAGCCUCCGACUGAGUGGUUGUGACCUCUCUGAGAAAAGCUGUGAAACUUUGUACACAGUUAUCGACUGCCAGCCGCCUAGUCUGAAAGAGCUAGACCUGAGCAACAAUGACUUGCAGGAUUCAGGAGUGAAAAUUAUGUUUGCUAGAUUGAAGAGUCAACAUUCUACACUGGUAAAACUCAGUAUAAGUGGCUGUAACCUCUCAGAGAAAAGCUGUGAAGCUCUGUCCUCAGUUCUCAGAAAACAGUUGUCUAAUCUGAGUGAGCUGGACCUGAGUAACAACAACCUGCGGGAUUCUGGCGUGAAACUUCUUUCUACUGGAAUGAAGAGCCAACACUGCAAACUAGAAAAACUCUGGCUGAGUGGCUGUAACAUCUUAGAGAGAAGCUGUGAUGCUCUGUCCUCAGUUCUCAGCUUCCAGAACUCCACUCUGAUGGAAUUGGACCUGAGUAACAAUGACUUGAAGGAUUUAGGAGCAAAGCCUUUGUUGGCUGGACUAGAGAGGCCAGACUGUGCACUGCAAACUGUCAGGUCUCAAAUUGCUGGGACAAACACCAUGUUUACCAUGGUGUCGCAGCUCCUCUUCUUUCCAAAACAGUUUGAAGACGACUGGGCAUCAAGAAUGUGUGGCUGUAACCUCUCAGAAAAGAUCUGUGAAACUCUGUCCUCAGUUCUCAGCUUUCAGUCAUCUGGUCUGAGAGAACUGGGCCUGAGUAACAACAAUCUGCGGGAUUCAGGAGUGAAGCUUCUGUGUGAUGGAGUGAGAAGUCAACAAUGUGUAUUGGAAAUUCUCAGUCUCUCAGGCUGUCUGAUCACAGAGGAAGGCUGUACCUCUCUGGCCUCAGCUCUGAGCUCCAACCCCUCCCGUCUGAUAGAGCUGGACCUGAGCUACAAUCAUCCAGGUACCUCAGGAAUGAAGCUGCUCUCAGCUGGACUGAAGGAUCCAGGCUGGAGACUGGACACCCUCAGGUAUGGAGAGAAUGUCUGA
Pundamilia nyererei is the source of this 1818-nucleotide messenger RNA. RefSeq names its product ribonuclease inhibitor-like. The coding region runs from base 1 to 1818 and encodes 605 amino acids. Lineage: Eukaryota; Metazoa; Chordata; Actinopteri; Cichliformes; Cichlidae. Gene Ontology annotation, molecular function: protein binding. The record is from RefSeq and is a predicted model, not a curated record. The transcript has 8 exons.